UUCUCUCUUCCAUCUAAUAAUGAUUAAUUAUAGCAAUGCAAGAGAUAUAAAAAUUGUGAAAUCAAAUUUUAAGCUCGAUGAAAGCUGAAGCUCGGAAAGGAACUUUAGCCAAUGAUAAGAUCAACUUAAAAAUACAGUCGAACGCGAGAUGAUGACCCCGUGAACCAGUUUUUUCUUUCAUUCGUAAAUUUAGAAUGCAUCUGAUCAGAAUUCCGCGUUAUCUUUAUUUUGAAAGAAUGUGUGAUCCCCUGAAUCUUUUGUAUGAAUUCGACCACAUUUUUUCCUCUAAUAUAUCAGUUCAUGCGAAUUAGAGUCUAUAUAAAAGCCGAAGAUUCAACUUUCUACUCUUAGACUGAGAACAAUUUUUCUCGCAUCUCGUCGAAAAUGGACGUCACUAACAAAGUGGCUAUCGUGACUGAUGGAUUGGGAGGAAUUGGCUUUUCGACGUACCUAUUGAGACUCAAAGCUCAGUAUGUCGCUGUUCUCGAUUUACCUCAAAACAACAGUCCACACGUCGUUGAUGGUUUAAAAACAUUGGAAGAAGAAUUCGGGAAAGGAAAAUUCGGUUACUAUCACGUGAACGUAGCAAACGCAGAGAGUUUCGCUGCUGUAUAUGCCAAGGUUGUAGAGCACAAGGGAUAUGUCGACAUUUUGGUGUAUAAUGCAGCCGUUGCCAAAGACACAGAAAUCGAUUUGACAAUCGAUGUCAACUUGAAAGGCGUGAUAAAAGGUACCUUGCACGCUGUCGAGCAGAUGGGAGUUCACAAAAACCAGAAGGGCGGUGUCGUGGUCAACAUUGCUUCGUUUCUUGGUUUGGUAAACUGACCCGCUGUUCCAGUAUAUAAUGCAACCAAACACGGAGUUGUUUCAUUUGUUCGAUCGAUGAAGGAGCACAACAAGUUUCUUGGAGUCCGAAUCGUAUGCAUAUGCCCAGGUAUGACCCAAACACAUUUGAUCGGCGUCGACACUUGGCGCAAAACUAUGCUUGAUUUCGUACCAACUGAAGCUAUUGAAGAUGCAUUCAGUAUCCAUUUACAAAAACCAGAUAAUGUAGCUUCUGCAAUUGUAGAAAUUAUAAAGAAAGGAGACGAAGGCGAUGUUUGGGUAGCUCAUAACGAUGAACUACCGUUUGCUGUAGGAGAAAUUACCGACGUGGAAAAAAUGCGCAUUUUGUUUUAGAAACUUUUUUUGUUAGUAAAAAUAAAUUGUUAAAAACAUGGUAGCUAUAUUCAACUAAAAGUAUUAUAUUUUAAUGGAAAAUAAAAUUUUGUAUCAUUUUAAUUAUUUAAACGUGUUUUAUUUUAUACACAUCACAAGCAAUGCGUCUAAUUUAUGUUACAACUUUAUAUCUAGAGUUUUGCAGGAUUAAAUUAGCGCUUAUCUGUCGC
Molecule: messenger RNA, 1388 nt
Organism: Nasonia vitripennis (jewel wasp)
Lineage: Eukaryota; Metazoa; Arthropoda; Insecta; Hymenoptera; Pteromalidae
Product: alcohol dehydrogenase-like
Exons: 6
Coding region: 385-825 (146 amino acids)
Cellular component (GO): cytoplasm
Molecular function (GO): oxidoreductase activity, acting on the CH-OH group of donors, NAD or NADP as acceptor
Source: RefSeq, a predicted model, not a curated record